This is a messenger RNA of Drosophila busckii, 2051 nucleotides long. Its product is annotated as lactosylceramide 4-alpha-galactosyltransferase. The record is from RefSeq and is a predicted model, not a curated record. Gene Ontology annotation, molecular function: alpha-1,4-N-acetylgalactosaminyltransferase activity. Bases 101 to 1285 code for a protein of 394 amino acids. Gene Ontology annotation, biological process: glycosphingolipid biosynthetic process. The transcript is spliced from 3 exons. NCBI's taxonomy places the organism in Eukaryota, Metazoa, Arthropoda, Insecta, Diptera, Drosophilidae.
ACAUUGGCAUCACUGAUAUGCAUCACUGCAUUCACGACGCUAGAAAUAUGAAAUACCAGGAAUAAUUAGCUUCUACAGUUUAUCCGGAGGUGUCUACAUCAUGUUACUGCGGCUACCGCUUGUGCUAGCCCGUUACUUGCACAAUGGACAUCUGCGUCUGAUAUUCUUUGCGCUAAUUGUGCUGCUAUUGGGCGGUCGCCUGCUCAUGUACCCCUGGCAGGACGAUGUACAGGUCUGUUUCAAGGAUAAGCAGCAGUUGGAAAACGCAGAGUCUCUUACAACACCUGAAACAUCGUCGCCGGAUCCUCCGAUCAUACUGCUAGAGGAUGUGCUGCAGGCGGAUCGCAAGCCAGCGCCUGGCCGCACCAUUUUCUUUCACGAAACUAGCUGCCAUAGGCCCAAGCGAAAGAGACCGCGUCAUGGCCACAAUCCAGAGCUGCAGUUCAAUAUGCUGCAACUGACGGCGCGCCAGGCAUGUGCCAUUGAGUCCGCGGCAUUGCAUAAUCCGAAUUUUCAAAUAUUUGUGCUGUUUGCUAGUCCCACCUAUCGUUAUAAUAGCAAUAGCAGCCAGCGCCAACCGCCGCUCAUCGAGGCCAUACUUAGCUACAAGAAUGUGCAACUGCGUCGCUUGAAUCUCUGGCGCUAUGCGGCAGGCACGCCUAUUGAAGCUUGGCUUGAGGAUGGACAGCUGUUUCGCUCCAGCUAUCUCUUCUCGCAUAUUUCGGACUUUUUGCGCUAUCUAACGCUAUAUCGUUAUGGCGGCAUCUAUCUGGACAUGGAUGUGGUAGUGCUACGCAGCAUGGAGGAUGUGCCGCCGAACUAUACGGGCGCAGAGUCAUUUACACAUUUGGCAGCAGGAGUCAUGAGUCUGGCACCCACUGGCUUUGGUCAUGAGAUUGCUGCCUCAUGUCUGCGCGACUUUCAGCAAAACUUUGAUGGCGGCGACUGGGGCAACAAUGGUCCGGGUGUUAUAACUCGUGUGGCUCAGCAGAUUUGUGGCACCAAGGACAUCACCUUAAUGCUUGACGAUCGAAAGCGUUGCAUGGGCUUCAAGGUAUUCGAUCGCAAUGCUUUCUAUGCGGUGCCCUGGAAGCAUUGGCGUCAUUUCUUCGAGCCACAGUUGCUGGAGCAAACGCUCGCCCACACCAAGGACUCCUAUGUGGUGCAUGUGUGGAACAAACACUCCAAGCAACUGGCCAUCAAGGUGGGCUCAAGCAGCGCCUAUGGCAAAUAUGCAGAGCUACAUUGCCCCAAGUCAUAUGCGGCAGCUGGUGAAUAUUUCUAGGCACAAGAGUAGCAAUAGAAUCUCUGCUGAAAUUACCAAAGAGGCAAACUAAGGCUUAAGUUUGUUUGAUUGUUAUGUUUGUAGGCAGGCACUUGCAUUCCAUUAACUACUCCAAAUAUUGUUCUACUUAGCGACCCAGAAAAAUGAGUAGUAACUAAUUCCACAACAUAAUCACAACGAGGAUUAUUUUUUUCGCUCUUUUUUUUUUUUAAAUAUUUUUAAUGCUUUCUAAACAAAGCUUACUAACAGUUGUGUGUAACGUAUAAAAGCUUUAAUAUAGCAUAGUCUCGAUAAUUUGAACACUCACUAAUACGUAGAGGUGUUCGUAGUUUCUAUAGCUUGAAAACAUAUUGAUUCAGAUAUCACUAGGGAAAAGUAAAUAUCAUAAUUCGAAACAGGGCUAGUAUUACAUAUAUUUUUCUGUUUCAGUUACACUUGCCCCUAUUUUCGAGAUCGUACUGUAACUAUAUUUAUUACUUGACAGAUUACUCACCAGAACAGAUUUUAAUUGCACUACAGAUACCGUCUAGCAAUCUGUUUAACACAAUUUAAGCGUUACACACUCGCGUUUUAACUAUUUGUUUUUUAUAUUAUGCAUAUAUCAAGUGUUGAAUGUGUUGUGGCUGUUCUGUCCCAUUCAAUGGAAUUGCAAAUUAAUUAUUUCAUUCUCAUCGAAAGAGUACAAGUUAAGCUAUAAAUGAAUGAUAUUCAUUUCUAUAUAUAUAUAUACAAAUGCAUAUGAAUGUCUGUGUCUUUACUUAAGUAA